AAACAAAAACAUUUAUUAUAAUUUUGAUUUUCAAUUCAUCUUUGGCGACUUUGUUUUUUCGUCGAUCGUGUCAAUUUUCGCUCCUCAGAUUCCUUUCUCUUCCUAUCAUCCUUCGCGUCUCCUUCCCGCAAUUCUGUUUCCUCAAAACUGUUUUCUCGCAUCACUUUUUCAGUUUUUGUUUUUGUUUUUUUUUUUUUUCACUUCUGAAAAAAAAAAAACAUUCGUAAUUGUUUCGGAAGAUUAUUCCUCAGUCCUCACAUCAACAGGAACGAACUGAAUUUCGAACUGGUUAGUAUUAUGCUUUUAUGUAUGUUUGGCUAGAAAACUGAAAGCUCGCCCUUAAUUGAGGUUUGUCAAUGGACUGUAUGCUUGAAUAACAAAUUGCAAAGGCAGGCACACGCAAGGAGAUGAAAGGAGAAUCAUCUGGACUGAUCAUUGGCAUCUCUAUAGGGGUGGUAAUUGGACUGCUUUUGGCCAUAUUUGCACUUUUCUGUUUUAGGUACCAUAGGAAACGCUCGCAGAUUGGGAAUAGCAGUUCUCGGAGGGCAGCAGCCAUCCCCAUUCGUGCUAAUGGUGCCGAUUCUUGUACAGCAUUAUCAGACUCAUCUGUAGGUACGGAAUCACCCAAAACAUCUCAGCAGAAUGGCAUGCCUUUGUGGCUUGGAGUUGGACUCAAAAAGACUAAUGUGGUUUCUGCAUCAGGAAUACUCGAGUACACUUACAAGGAUCUGCAAAAAGCAACCUCUAAUUUUACCACAUUGAUUGGUCAAGGGGCAUUUGGUCCAGUUUAUAAAGCUCAGAUGGUAACUGGUGAGACAGUUGCUGUUAAAGUGCUUGCAACUGAUUCCAAGCAAGGAGCAAAAGAAUUCCAAACAGAGGUUAUGUUAUUGGGAAGGUUACAUCACAGGAACCUUGUGAACCUGGUUGGGUAUUGUGCAGAAAAGGGGCAGCAUAUGCUUAUCUAUGUCUACAUGACUAAAGGCAGUCUGGCUUCUCAUUUGUAUAGUGAAAAGCUUGAACCAUUGAGUUGGGAUUUGAGGAUUCAAAUAGCUGUAGAUGUAGCAAGGGCAUUGGAAUACCUUCAUGAUGGGGCUGUUCCUCCUGUAAUACAUCGGGAUAUUAAAUCUUCCAACAUUCUGUUGGAUCAGUCCAUGAGAGCCAGGGUAGCUGAUUUUGGGCUUUCUAGGGAAGAGAUGGUUGACAAACAUGCAUCCAAUAUACGCGGAACUUUUGGAUAUCUUGAUCCGGAAUACAUAUCAACGAGGGCCUUCACUAAGAAAAGCGAUGUUUACAGCUUUGGAGUGUUGCUCUUUGAACUCGUUGCAGCCAGAAAUCCUCAACAGGGUCUGAUGGAGUAUGUUGAACUUGCAGCAAUGAAUACGGAGGGGAAAGUCGGGUGGGAGGAAAUGGUGGAUUCCCGUCUUGAUGGGAAAUUCGACGUGCAAGAACUCAACGAUAUGGCAGCUUUAGCCUACAAAUGUGUUAACCGUGCACCAAGAAAACGACCAUCCAUGAGGGACAUUGUGCAAAUGCUAUCACGCAUCCCUAAAUUGAGGCACAAUAAAAAGCAUCAUGAGCAUUCGUUCUCUACCAUGCCAGAUGCGGUUAACAUCGACGUGGAUCAACGAAGUACAAUGUCUGAACACCGGCGUGUGGAGUCUGUGGAUAGCAGCACAGCUGAUACUUUUGAUGUUUAAAUGAUAGUUUGUUUGUUUGUUUGUUCAUUUGUUUCAUUGCUUGUUUUUUGGUUUGCUUUUGUAAUAUAUUUGUUGUUUUGUUAGGAAAUAGAAAGAAAGCAGAUCUUGGUGUUAGGUAUACUGAGUUCCGCUCAAUGGAAGUUAGGAUUCAAUUUAGUGUCCCCUUUUGCUUGUAAUUCCCAUGUAACAUUCUACAUUUUCUCUCUGUUUCUUGUUGCAUAUCCUCGUUUUUGUAUAUUGUUAACAAAUUUUGAAAAUAGAGAAAGAAAAAAAAAAAAAGUGUCCUCCAAA
Molecule: messenger RNA, 1988 nt
Organism: Camellia sinensis
Lineage: Eukaryota; Viridiplantae; Streptophyta; Magnoliopsida; Ericales; Theaceae
Source: RefSeq, a predicted model, not a curated record